UAGAAGAGAGAAAUAACGGAAAAAAUAAAUCAAUAAAUUAAAAACCCUAGUUUCCUCUCUCUCUCUCUCUCGCUAGCCGCCACACCAACAAAGCUUAUUCCUCCGGUCCGGUGCCGUGCCGGUACCGGAGGCUGUGUCUGCUUCCCUUUUCCUCCUUUUUCUUUUGCCUCUCUUCUCAUCUGUUUCAAGUCCGGUUGAUAUGUCCUCGAUUCUGGUUUCAACGUUUCGUCACCCAAGACUCAUGGUGGUCGAAGGAGACGCGACGGUGGCCCUGGAAAAGAGACGAGACUGAGACGCGACUGGUAAGAGUGAGGUCGGCUUUUAGGACUGGAGUGGCCGCCGGAUCUAGUUUUCAAUCUUUCAGAUCUGUGGCGUGGACUCCGUGACAACGGCGCGUGACCCAGUGGGAGUCCUUCUCCGACUUGGAUCUACCCCUUGCGGCAGUGACACAGAUGGAGAAGCGUUUGAACAAGCGGCAGAAGAUGGUUUUGUCUAUCCGGUUCUCGGAGGCAACGUGUGGUGAAGUUUAACGCCGUCGGAGUAGUCAACCGGUGGAGGACGCUUCACGGGUCGCACACGGUGAGGCCCUACAUCCCAGCACCGGCGUCACUGCAGAUUGUCCGGUGGUAAGGUCUCACGCCAUUUGAAGCUAGGGUAUGCUGUUCCGGUUGUGUUUGUUGGUUGUCAGGUCCGAUUUUAUCAGUACGGCUCUGUGCCGUCUUUCCGGCUAAGGAGUGAGACGGUCAAGUCCAGUGAUGCUGAAUCUAAUCAAGGUUGCACCAUUUCGGUGUUGAAGAAUUGGUCCGAGUCCGGAACGCAUAUCUUUUGGCGACUAAUGCUUGGUUUCUAAAUGUUAAACUUUGAUUAGUUUCAGUUUAUCUUCGGACUUCCCGUUGUUCAUUCGUGUGGUCGAAUUUAGGGGUCUAAGAGACAGUGUUUUCCGAGUCGUGGGGAAUGCUUGUACUCAUUGGGUAGAAUUACAACAAAGUCUCGAUCGGGUAGCGUAGGAUCCAUCUAUGUGUUCCUGGGUGAUACUAGAUUACUUUGUUUGUAAGUGUGGUUGAAUCCUUUGUGGUUAAGAUCAUGUACUACUCCUUUGGUUAAUGAAAAGUUGAAGUUGAGCCAAAAAAAAAAAAAGAAGAGAGAAAUAACGCAGAAGAAAUGAAAUGGAAACAAAACAGAGUGCAAUGACCAAAGACUUUGGUGUGUUGACUAAAUCUCCACGUCACGCCAGAAGAAGAGGAAGAAUGACACGUGGGCUAGUGCAACGGUUUAAAAGUAAUAACCACAGAUAUCACCAGCCUCAAAACCUCUCCACACGUCAAUUCUCCAAACCACAUUUUCAUUUCUCCAUCAAAAAAAGAAAUAUAUGAUUUUUGGUGAGAAUUGUGAAAGAGGGAAAAUAAUAGCCACCCACUAGUAUAUAUAUCAUCAAAACCAUGAACCAUCAUAGUCCACCGUUUUUCUAUCAUUCUCCUCCCAUCAUCGAUCAUUACAGACGAGAAGAUGGUGAAAUCCUGUGAGCUGUGUGGUGCAGAAGCCGAUCUCCACUGCGCCGCGGACUCCGCUUUCCUCUGCCGCUCCUGCGACGCGAACUUCCACGCCUCUAACAUCUUGUUUUCCCGCCAUGUCCGCCGCAUCAUCUGCCCUGGCUGCAAAUCCCUCACCGGAGAUUCCUUCUCUGGUCCUCUUUCCCCUUCGCCUCGGACUACAGCCUGCUGCUCUGGAUCGUCUUCGGAGUCUUCUUGCUGCUCGUCGCUGGAUCGUGUCUCCAGCUCCGAGCUAUCGUCAACGACGAGGGAGAAGACGAAGACGUCGCGUGCCGUCGUGAACAAAGCGCGAGGGAGGGAAAAGGGUGUUUUGGUAAAAUGGUGCGAUGAGUUAGGACUAGACGGGGAUUCGAUAAACGCCGUCGUUUCGUUGGCGUCUCUCGCUUUGGCCGUGGAGAAGCCGACGAAGGUGAUUUUAGCGGCGGCGUUUUGGUUCGGCGUUAGGAACUCGCCGAAGAAGGUGAUGCGGCCGACUCUAAAGAAGGUGGCUGAUGUGAGCGGGGUUGCGGCUGGAAUGAUUCGAGCCGUCGAAAGCAAGCUGGCGCGUGCAGUGACGUUGCAGCUUAAACGGUGGCGCGUGGACUCGGAGGAAGGAUGGGGUGAAAACGAGAAUGUUAUGUGACGUGGGUCCCCUAUUGCACCUAGGCCUUUUUAGUGAUACAAGUUAUAUGUAUAAUCGACGUGUUGAUUUUUCUUUCCAAACGUUUAAAAUGGUUCUGGAGCCUCGUGAGAUGGUAGAAAAUUCUUUAUAGUAGUGUCGAGAAUCUGGAGAUUGAAAUUCCAAAUUGGUCUUCAAGUUCAGUUGCUGUAAUGAUUAAGUCCAAUAUUCAAACGAGUUGAAGAAAAGGAUA
Brassica napus (rape) is the source of this 2401-nucleotide messenger RNA. RefSeq names its product B-box zinc finger protein 32-like. Bases 1507 to 2172 code for a protein of 221 amino acids. The transcript has a single exon. Gene Ontology annotation, molecular function: zinc ion binding. NCBI's taxonomy places the organism in Eukaryota, Viridiplantae, Streptophyta, Magnoliopsida, Brassicales, Brassicaceae. The record is from RefSeq and is a predicted model, not a curated record.